Messenger RNA from Solanum dulcamara, 1650 nucleotides. RefSeq names its product protein LYK5-like. Gene Ontology annotation, molecular function: ATP binding; protein kinase activity. Lineage: Eukaryota; Viridiplantae; Streptophyta; Magnoliopsida; Solanales; Solanaceae. The record is from RefSeq and is a predicted model, not a curated record. The coding region runs from base 1 to 1650 and encodes 549 amino acids. The transcript has a single exon. Gene Ontology annotation, biological process: protein phosphorylation.
AUGAACAACGUCACGUCUUCGUCUCAAAUUCUUGAAAUUGGAAGAGAAGUGAUUGUUCCGAUUCAAUGUUCUUGUUUAGGUGAAUUCUUUCAAGCAAAUGUUAGUUACAUUGCACCUACAAACACUAAAUUCAAGGACAUUGCUUGUGGCGUUUUUGAAGGUCUAGUUAAAUCUGUCACACUUUUUCAAGAAAAUAUUUUCAAGAAAACCAACAUGUCUGAUGUCAAUUAUUAUGACAUCAAAGGUGGAACAGAGUUGAUUGUACCUCUAAAAUGUGCGUGUCCUGAAGAACUUUUUGGUACUGGAUUAAAGUACCUUGUCACGUACCCUUUUAUAUCAGGUGACGAUACAGAAAAAGUAAGUGAAAAAUUCAAAAUUUCUGUUGAAGAUAUAUGGAAAGCGAAUAAUUUAAGUUUUAAUCCUACUGUAUACGCAAACACAACAAUUUUGGUUCCGUUGAGUAAAGAACCAUCAAUCAACUUCAGUAUUCAUGAUUCCGAACCUCCUAGUCCUGGAUUUCUUCCAACACAACUCGUAGAAAAAUCAAUGAAAAAUCAGAAGCUAAUGAAACUCUACAUUUCAGGAUCAAUUGUUGGUUUUUUCCUUCUUGCAGCAACUUUAAUUGCUUGUGGUUUAUACUUAAGGGCGUUAAGGAAGUUCAAGACAGAGAGGAUUAAUCGUUCUUCUUCGAUACAUAAGGGUUCUGUUACUUCAGGUUCACCACCAAUAUCUGGUCCAACGACUACUAGAACCUCAACGAAUUCUUGCUUGUCUCCUGAUUUACUUGCAGGAAUAAAGUACACAUUGGGAGAAUACAACAUAGAUGAAUUGACAAACGCGACAAGUAAUUUUAGUGAAGAAACUAAGGUAAGUAACAACGUAUACAGGGGAUGUGUCGAUAAAGUUGAAGUAUUGAUCAAGAAAAUACGAUUCGAGGAUGUUAGACAAGUAAUUGAUGUACAUUCAAGAAUCAAUCAUGUUAACAUUGUGAAACUACAAGGUGUUUGUUAUGGUGAAGAUGAUAUUAAAGGAUCUUAUCUUGUUUUUGAAUAUCCAUCUAAUGGUACAUUAAGGGAUUGUUUGUCAAAUUCCUUUGUUGUUUCUUUGAAAUGGCACAAAAGGACUCAAAUUGCAUUUGACAUUGCCAUAGGGUUACAUUACUUGCAUUUUUGUACUAUUCCACCUUACACACACAUGAACAUCAAUAGCAAAAACAUCUUUUUGACCUCGAAUUGGAGGGCAAAGUUAGCUAUUUUUGGAGCUAAAGGUGGGAUUGAAACGACGACUAGGGACAUUGGAAGUAUAGGAAGUCUUGGAGGGUGGAUUGCCCCCGAAUAUCUAGUACAUGGAUCGGUGUCUGAAAAAGUGGACAUAUUUGCAUUUGGAGUAGUUCUACUCGAGAUCAUAUCGGGGAAAGAAGAUGUUGAUGGGAAUUUUUUGAGGGAUUCAAUUACAUUUUUGGGAGGGGGUGCUAAUGAAGGAGGAUGUUUUGAACAAUUGAAGAAUUUUAUUGAUCCAUGUCUUAUGGAAGAUUACCCUCUAGCUGAGGCAUUGUGUUUAGCUGUUUUGGCUAAAGCUUGUAUUGAAGAUGAUCCUCUUCAUAGGCCAUCUAUGGAUGAUAUCAUUAAAGUCCUUGCAAGAAUGGUAUGA